Toxotes jaculatrix (banded archerfish) is the source of this 2557-nucleotide messenger RNA. It is a transcript of the gene sgcg, whose product is annotated as sarcoglycan, gamma. NCBI's taxonomy places the organism in Eukaryota, Metazoa, Chordata, Actinopteri, Toxotidae. The transcript is spliced from 9 exons. Bases 453 to 1325 code for a protein of 290 amino acids. Gene Ontology annotation, biological process: heart contraction; cardiac muscle tissue development. The record is from RefSeq and is a predicted model, not a curated record. Gene Ontology annotation, cellular component: sarcoglycan complex; sarcolemma.
CCAGCCUCCUGUCCAUUAUCAUGCUGUGUUUGCCGCCUGUCUCUUCUGCCACUCUGACUUACUAACUGCCCCCUGCAAGUUCCGCCCUUCCUCCUGCCUGUCGCCCAGCGCAGAUAUCUGAAAGACCAGCUGAACUUCAUGUUGAGAGCCAUGACUGAAGUCUCAAAUUAGACUGGACUGCACCGAGCCUUGGGAUGGGCAGUGAAAGUGACUCACUGGAAGGCAGAGGGAGUCAGAGGGAAAGAGCGUAAAGGGGAGUGGGAGCGCCGUCUCGUGGUGAUUCGCCAGGCCACUUCCAGAGCUGGAUUUAUGGCACACAGCUGGUGAGUGGCUGACAGACGUGUGAGGAGCUCAAGCCCUGCUGCUUUCACAAGCUCCUCGUACCAGCUCGAGCUCUGCUUACUGUAGCGUAGGAAAGAGGACUGCUCUGCCUCAACACACAACACUAGCAGAUGGUGCGGGAGCAGUAUGUCACCACCUCCCAGGGCAGCAGUGGGCCCAGGCCCGAGCCCGACCACGUCUACAAGAUCGGCAUUUAUGGCUGGAGGAAACGCUGCCUCUACCUGUUUGUCCUUCUGCUCAUCAUCAUCCUGGUGGUCAACUUUGCUCUCACCAUCUGGAUCCUCAGGGUGAUGUGGUUCAACACGCAUGGGAUGGGGCUCCUUCAAGUACACUCAGAUGGGGUCAAGCUGGAGGAGGGCGAGUCGGAGUUUCUGUUUCCCGUCUACGCUCAGGAGAUCCACUCCAGAGAAGAUUCUUCGCUUCUAGUGCACUCAUUGGAAAAUGUUUCCCUUAAUGCCCGCAAUGAAAAUGGGGAUGUCACGGGGAGGAUAUCAGUGGGUCCAAAAGAGGCUCAGGGACACACUCAAAAUCUGCUCAUUAACUCCCACAAUGACAACAUGCUGUUCACUGCAGAUGGCGACCAGGCUGUGAUUGGACCAGACAAACUACGAGUCACAGGUCUUGAGGGAGCGCUGUUCCAGCACUCAGUGGAGGUGCCCCAGCUGAAGUCUGAACUUUUAAAAGACCUGAGGUUGGAGUCUCCUACUCGCUCUCUCAGUCUGGACGCACCAAAAGGAGUUCAUAUCAAAGCCCUCGCUGGCAACAUCGAGGUCGCUUCCAACAUGGACGUUAUCCUGCAGUCUAGUGUCGGACUGCUGGUGCUGGAUGCUGAGACGGUGCGCAUGCCAAGCCUGCCCCUGAGCGAGGGAGAGGUUUCUGGAAAUGCUCAGAAUCUCUACGAGGUGUGUGUCUGCCCCAGUGGCAAGCUUUUCCUGUCCAAGGCUGAGGUCAUCUCCACUUGCAGCGAGAAUCAGGAGUGCUAGAUAGACACUGAUAAGGUAACUGUUUUUCUAUCUCUUAGUAGAUGCAUCUUCUGGGAGGCAACAAGCACAAGUGUUUAUAUCCGGCCUGAGUUUUUUUAUUUUUAUGUUUAUACUCCAGUGGAUCCCACUGGCUCAUCUAGGCCUGUGAAAAUACAAAUGCCUGCUAGCGUACAUGUUGGAGAUGUCAUGAAAUGCAUCCUUUUAGCUGCGUUUAUGACCUCCUAACAAUUCAGCGGAUUUGCGCUCGGUACCAAAUGUAUCUGCAUCAGUGCUUAGUGGAGAACGUUUUACACACAUAGUAUCAUGGCUGGGCAAUGAGGAGCUGGUAUCAGCUUACAUCCUAUGCAAUAUUAUCUUGUGGUGCAAUAAAUGAAAUUGAAACAUAUCAAGGGCUUGGAAGAAUCCAAAAAUAAAUGUCUCAAAUGGCGACAGAAUGUUAUUAAAAAAAAUUUUUAUUUUACGUGGGUCCUUCUGGCUCCAAGCCCUUGGUAUGUUAUAUUUUUUUGUUUUGGUGUUUAGCAUGUUUAUAUUUAAUUGGAGGAAAAUUAAAAGAAAUAGAUAGUUAUAUUUUGUCAUUAUCAUAGUAACAUCAGAGAUUCUGGGAAGGCCUUUAUCUAACUUAUCCAAAUUCAGAUACACCUCUAACAGACUUGUUUCUUGUUUUGUUUCAAUUACUUUUUAAGGCUGAGAUUAAAAUUAUUAAAAGUCCUUAUAGUAUCAUAAAGUGUUAUUAGUGUGGUAUCAUAUUUUUAAUUAUGUGUUUUCUCCCCGUUUGUAAGACUAUGUGAGUUUGUAGCCUGUGUUAUUUGAAAGCCCUUCAUAAGUACGUAAUUAUGCAUUAGCUACAGGAGAGCUUUUUCUUGCAAGUAAUUUGGUCUGUGUGGCCUUGAGUUUGCCUUUUGUGUCAAAUAUAAUUAUUAUUAUUUUUGGGUUUUUUUACAUAAUUUGCAUGACAGGCACUUAACAUUUGCCUCUAUAUUAAUAUGAAGGUUCACUGUGUCAAAAAGGGCAAUAUUUUGUAAUGAGAGUUAAACCGAGUUUAGCAUCAGUUCAUGUUACAUUUCUGCAAGACUGUUUUUAGCAUCAUUAUCAUCCCAUGGCCUCAUGUUAUCAGUCAGUGUUGAUAAGUAGUUAAUUUUCAGUUUACACUUAUAUUCUGGCAAAUUUUGAUAAAGUGUGUAAUGUGUAUUUAUUAAUUUUGUAUGUUGAAUAAACUUUGAGCUAUUCUUCUA